UGUGUGUGUGUGUGUGUGUGUUUGAGAGAGCGCGCUUGUCUAUUUAAGAGCUCGAGCGCAUCGCGCCGACCGCGCAAUUGAGCUUUGCUGUCGGAGCAUCACCACCUGCAGGAGCGAGCAGGUGCGGCGCAUGCGCAAAGGGAUGAACGUAGAUGGGGACUGCAGCAUGUCAGUGAACUGCGGCAAUGGCAAGCUCCGGCAGUGGCUCAUCGAGCAGAUCGACAGCGGCGAAUACCCAGGCCUGGUGUGGGAGAACGACGAGAAAACGAUCUUCAGGAUUCCGUGGAAGCAUGCGGGAAAGCAGGACUACAACCGCGACGAGGACGCGGCACUGUUUAAGGCCUGGGCUCUGUUUAAGGGGAAAUACAGGGAGGGCGUGGACAAGCCGGACCCUCCGACGUGGAAGACCCGUCUCCGCUGCGCCCUCAACAAGAGCAACGACUUCGAUGAACUCGUAGAAAGAAGCCAGCUGGACAUAUCGGACCCUUAUAAAGUCUACAGGAUCAUUCCUGAGGGAUUAAAACGAGGCUCCAAGUCGAACAGCAUUGAGGAAAACUCGCCCCACUUGACAACUCUCAGUUACCCCAUGCACACUUUUAAUUCUUCUCUACAGCCUCAGAUGACAAGCUACAUGCUACCACAGGACAGGAGAGAAUGGAGAGACUUUGGUCCGGAGCAGGCACACCAUACUCCUCUGCAUGCCGAGUUAGCAUAUACCCCGUAUGCGUCCCGGCCUCUGCAUUGGCAAACACAGCCCUGCGACAACGGUUACCAGAUAUCCGGGUCCUUCUACACGUACUCUCAUUCCGAGUCCCAUCCCGUGUCAGUGGACCAGAGUAUGAGAUCUGCAGAGGCCAUGGCUCUCUCUGAGUUCCGCCUGCACGUGUCUCUGUACUACCGUGAGAGUCUGGUAAAAGAGGUCACCACCAGCAGUCCUGAAGGUUGCCGGAUCUCGUCCUCUCCCUCCCCGUCGUCUCCGUCCUCCCCGUCGUCCCCGUGCUCGGAGGACAGGUCUUUCGGUGGGCCCGAACCCGUGCUCUUCCCGUACCCUUACCCGCAGUCACAGCGACGCGGUGCUGAUAAGCUUCCCAAUGUGCUGGAGCGCGGCGUGUUGCUCUGGCUCACACACGACGGACUCUAUGCCAAGCGCCUGUGCCAGAGCAGGGUGUACUGGGAAGGACCGUUAGCGCCGUACUCAGACAAACCCAACAAGCUGGAGAAGGAUCAGACCUGCAAGCUUCUGGACACGCAGCAUUUCCUGUCAGAAUUGCAGGGUUUCAUCCAUAACGGACGCCCGAUGCCCAGGUACCAGGUGGUGCUCUGCUUCGGAGAUGAAUAUCCAGAUCCUCAGCGACAGAGCAAGAUGAUCACAGCUCAGGUAGAGCCGAUGUUUGCCAGACAGCUGUUGUAUUAUGCUGGCCAGACCAAUGGGCAUUACAUGCGGAGUUACGAGCUGUCCACUCCGGGCCCCCUGCCUGUCGAGGAGUACUCGAGGAGUCUGCAGCACAUGCAGGAGUGACCUUGAUAACCCCAAACUGCCCGGAACAGACUUGUCUCAGGACGCUUUUCUUCCUUCUCAAUCUGCACUGUUUCUCAUUUCCAAAGAAGUUCUUCCAGACUUCAGCGGGCAGGAAGAGAGACGGGACGCAGAGGUCAGGUUCCCGUCCAACCUUCCACAGACUCGUGAACUUUAAACUCAAAGCUGUGCACCAAAGAGCCAGAGUAAUGAAAGGUUAUACACAGUAUUAUAAAUACACACCCCAAACUGUUAAAUGCUGUCCUUGAUACAUUAAAAAAAAUAUAUUGUUGGUUUUUUUUUUUACAAUUUUGUACUUUUUUUGUUUUACUACUUUGUCUACAAUGUUCAUUCAAUUUCCACUUCGAAAUCAGCUGCCUGUUCUGAAAAUUCAAGCUAAAAACGCUUCCUGUUUACAACUCGAUCAGCUUUCUAUUUAUAUUUGUACUGUAUAUUGUGUGUUAUGCAUGUCACUCUGUGUUUGUGUGUGUGUGAGUGUGUGUGUGUGUGUGUGUGUCUAAGUGUGUUUGUGUCUGUAUGGUGGGUGUAUCUAAUCUUGAAUGUAAUUCUUUUUUCCCUGAAUGAAGUCUCUAUUGAAGUGGUCAAUACUAAGAAAUUCAAGUUCGAGACUUAUUCAAAAGCCUGAAUCUUUAAUCAGUGAUAGCCAUCUUUUUUUUCGGUGCUCAGCAUGUACAGACGUGUGUGUGUAAUGUGUGUGUGUGUGUGUGUGUGUGUGUGUGUGGUAGAGUGUGUGCUGAUGGGAAACUGUCACAUGCAGGUUAGUGGCCUCAGAAUUGUGGUAAAUUGUCAAAAGGUCAAAAGAGGAGGGGAGCGGAAAAUCGGCUCUAUUUUUCUAUUUUUCUCUCUUUUUAAAGAAAAAAAAAAUCUAUCAGGAAAAAGAAUUUGUAAAGCCUUAUUUUUUUUAUCCUGUCAAUAUUAUUUUUCUGUAAUCAUGCGUUCAUGGAAAUAAAGAUUUUUUUUCUGUUUCA
Messenger RNA from Silurus meridionalis, 2505 nucleotides. It is a transcript of the gene irf4a, whose product is annotated as interferon regulatory factor 4a. Gene Ontology annotation, biological process: regulation of transcription by RNA polymerase II; immune system process. The coding region runs from base 131 to 1519 and encodes 462 amino acids. The transcript has 9 exons. Gene Ontology annotation, molecular function: RNA polymerase II cis-regulatory region sequence-specific DNA binding; protein binding; DNA-binding transcription factor activity, RNA polymerase II-specific. The record is from RefSeq and is a predicted model, not a curated record. Gene Ontology annotation, cellular component: nucleus. NCBI's taxonomy places the organism in Eukaryota, Metazoa, Chordata, Actinopteri, Siluriformes, Siluridae.